Messenger RNA from Drosophila subobscura, 901 nucleotides. RefSeq names its product iron-sulfur cluster co-chaperone protein HscB (gene Hsc20). Gene Ontology annotation, biological process: protein complex oligomerization; [2Fe-2S] cluster assembly. Lineage: Eukaryota; Metazoa; Arthropoda; Insecta; Diptera; Drosophilidae. The record is from RefSeq and is a predicted model, not a curated record. The transcript is spliced from 3 exons. Gene Ontology annotation, molecular function: protein-folding chaperone binding; ATPase activator activity. Bases 72 to 788 code for a protein of 238 amino acids. Gene Ontology annotation, cellular component: mitochondrion.
UUUUUUCCCACAAACUUGUGUAAUUGAUAAGAAGACGGCGCUCGCGGAAACUAUUUUAUUCAUGGUUAAAUAUGCGUGCUGUGGUUGGUGUUUUUAAGAGUGCAUUGAGAGCCACAAACUAUGCUGCUGUUGACAGAGUUGAAGGGUUUGCUAGACCGCUGCAGCUGCGAAAGUUCGGAGCUGCCGCCUCCUCGCCGGCUUGCUGGAAUUGCGAAAGGAAGUCGGUGCUGAAGCAGCACAUGAUCUGCUCGGACUGCGGACACCUGCAGGACGUGGAUGCGGCCAUAAACUACUUUGAGCUGCUGAGCUUUCCCACAAACUUCAACCUGGAGGGGCAGCAACUGACGCAGCGUUUCCGCCAGCUGCAGACCCUGGUGCAUCCGGACAAGUUCAGCAACAAAACCUCCCGAGAGCAAACCAAUUCCGCGGACUGGAGCUCCCUGAUAAACAAGGCCUACAAGACACUCGCCACGCCGAUAGAGCGCGGCCAGUACCUGCUGCAGCUGGAGGGGCAGCAGAUGCCGCAGGACAACAGUGCGCUCAACAAGGAGUUCCUCAUGGCCAUGAUGGAGCGCAACGAAGAGGUGGAGGAGGCGCAGGACAGCGCUGCACUCGCGGAACUCAACUCACAGAUUGUGCGGGAGCUGGAGGCAAUGACCAAGAAGUUGGGCAGCCAAUUCGAGGCCAAGGAUCUGGCCGGCGUCACGGGCACCCUCGUGGAGAUGAAGUAUCUGCUGAGCAUCCAGGCGAGCAUCAAACAGAAGCAACAAAGCUUGUUGGGCAGCUGAAAUUCCGAUUGCACGGCCAGUGCAGCAAUCGAUACUCGAUAACCACACACCUCUGCCUGCCGAUCAGCUGAUAGGAAAAGUUGGCAAAAAAUAGAAGAUAGAAACAUAAGCAG